Molecule: messenger RNA, 3102 nt
Organism: Haliotis rufescens (red abalone)
Lineage: Eukaryota; Metazoa; Mollusca; Gastropoda; Lepetellida; Haliotidae
Product: zinc finger protein Gfi-1b-like
Exons: 4
Coding region: 152-1090 (312 amino acids)
Biological process (GO): regulation of transcription by RNA polymerase II
Cellular component (GO): nucleus
Molecular function (GO): RNA polymerase II cis-regulatory region sequence-specific DNA binding; DNA-binding transcription activator activity, RNA polymerase II-specific
Source: RefSeq, a predicted model, not a curated record
ACCACUCGAACAUCACAGAUGCUGAGGGUUUAAUAUUUAAAAUCACGUGCCCUUAGAAAAGCAACCCAACAAACUAAUCACAACCAAUAGCACUGCGUGAGUACGCUGAGUCGACUGUGAUAGUUGAUCACUUAGAGCCGUUCGCAGAAACAUGCCUCGCUCCUUCAUGAUCAAGAAGACAAGGGGGCGACGGUCCUCCCCCCUUACCCCGCUCAACGAGCCCCCCUCCCCCACGGAAUGCAGGGAGGGGCCGGAGUACCCCAACAUUCUCAGGACGCCCUUGUCAGAUGAAGCUCAUCGCGUAACCUUUCCUCCACCGAAAUCUCGAAUCCGAACCCCCUUCGAUGUGGCCUCCCUGAUAGCAGAUGUGACCCCGUCUUUCACAGAGGAGUCCUCGAAAUGGCACAGCGACAGAAAACCCCCCUCAUUCAAUGAAAACGACACAGGCUCAUUGGACAAGCCAGACAACUGUGUCCGAAUCAAAGAAACCAAAUAUCUGCGUGAGUUUCUUGGCGACUUCCUGUCAUGGCUGACACUUGACCACGAGAUGCAGAUUCUGCCGAAACCAGGUCUGCUUCCGGAUCCUCUGCACACGCCGUCAUUUCACGACAUCGGCCGUCAAGAUGACAUCCAUCCUUGUAACUGUGCGCGCUGCCGGGGCCACGAUGACUCUUCGCCCUCUGACAGUUCCGUUCACUCCAGCGACAUGGGGUCCAAGUCCAUGUCGGGGGGUCUCUCCGAACCUAAGGAAAGGACAUUUUCGUGUAAAGAGUGCGGCAAGUCGUUCAAGAGGUCUUCAACCCUAUCCACUCACAUGUUGAUACACAGUGACACUCGACCCUACCCCUGCCCCUACUGUGGUAAACGAUUCCAUCAAAAGUCCGACAUGAAAAAGCACACGUAUAUUCAUACCGGCGAGAAACCUCACAAGUGUACGAUAUGUGGAAAAGCAUUCAGCCAAUCGUCCAACCUGAUAACGCACAGCCGGAAACACACGGGAUACAAGCCGUUCUCCUGCUCACAGUGUGGACGAGCAUUCCAGAGAAAAGUGGAUUUGAGGCGCCAUCUUGAAAUCAGUAGCCACCACUAAGGGAGAUAACUCCCAGUGAAACGCUUGAAUUGUCUCCCCUUAAUUCGCAAAGACUUUCCUUCAAGAGGCUUUCAAUAGACUCCGGUUCAGCUUACCGCCCCAAAUGACCGGUGAGGUCACACCGGACUCCGUGAUACUGAUGUCCUAGAUGCCAUCGACGUUUGUGACGACGGGGAAAAUGACAAAUGACAAGAGUCAAAAUUGUACAUUUUGUGCACAGCACCAAAAGUCGUCAUCCAUUCGUCAACGCAGGACCAAAAUGUAAAACGUUUUUGAGUCUGGAUUGAAUAUGGGGAAUACCGUAUUUCCCUUAUUAAGGGGCCAAGUGUAGGGGUACGGGUUUGAAGUCAGGACAGGGCCCCCCAUACGGAACUAGUCAGCUACAGUUAGUGAUUAAUAGAACACCUUACUUGUACCUAAGCUUUCCCUACUCAUCUCAGAGCUCAAGAAAUAAACACAGGGUCUAAAAGUAAAGUGAAAAGUUAAUACAGGCCGGGAUCUUGAUAUAGGAAAUACGGUUAAUACAGAAAAAUACCGCUAAUCCAGAAACCCUGCUUCCCCGAUUACUGUUGGGAAUAGAUAUUGAAAGGACACGAUUCCUUUACAAGGAUUCCUUAAUCGGGGAAUCUGUUGAUCCGCACGGUUUCCAUGGAAACGGUACCGUUCCGAUUAACGGCGUUUCACUUUUGUUUGCAAAUCAACCAUGCUCACGCUUGUUAUUUAAAAGGUGCAUCUGCAAUAUUUUCUGAGAUAUUGUAAAACAUUUAGCGUUAAAACUCACAAUUAAAUUUCAACUCAUAUUCUAUUUUGUUUUAAUUUAUGACUUCUAGAUAUUUUUGAAUAUUAAGGCAUGAAAUGAUUCCCUGUGUCACUAAGACAUUUUUUCUCUUAACUCAUUUAAGCAUUAUUCCUACCAAGCAAAUACAAAGGACAGUGUGUUUUAAUCGAUUUAACCACGUCUGGAUAAAUGUUUUAUGAUUUAUUUAUGUUGCCGGUUGCCACUGUCGGAUAGACCUUCGUCUAUAAAAUUCUUAUAUUCACAUUGGUGUGUAUGCGAUAUGUUUUCAUGUUGAAAGCAAAUAUUCUUUACCGAAUGAUAGCAAAUAUCAAAGUCAGUAAUGGUCGGCAAGAGAUUUCUAAAAGGUUCAGCAAUAAAUAUUUCCAACUAUCACAGGGACUCAUUUUUCUAUUUGUCAGUGUCAGUUAGGAAUUCGGAACGGUUUUUGAAUCUCAAAUAUUGAACAAAGCGAUCAGAUUUUCAAAGAUUCCAGGUUAAUUAGCAAUUCACAUUUGUCAAACCCAUACUCUCGCUAGAUCACGUUAGGUGGUAUGAUAAUAGGAAGUCUGCUGUGAAUGUUAAUGGGAAUAGCACACAGAUAAAUUGGAAAACAUAUACGCGCUUGGUAUCAUAUUGACGUUCACAUUUGUGGCUCUUAUCAGUAAAUCGCUUACCCUUCAUGAUGUAUAAUGCUUUGUAAGGCUCAGUACCAUUACAUAUACGAACUGUAGGAUAAUUCAGAUAUUAUAUUUUUCAAGUAAUAAUUCAUUUUCCGACUUCCCUUUUUGUACAUAAUGGAAUUUAAAUGGAAAAACAGUUCAGUCAGUUUAAUAUUAAUAUCUGAAAUUGAAAUACAGGUGAUACGGUUUGUAAAUGAUUUUCAAACAUUGUUCCUGGGAAUGUCUGUAGAAUCUCGCCUAAGACAAACGUAUUUGUUUUUGUUCUUUUUAUUUUUGAACACUUGGUCUUUUUACGUUGCCGAGAUUACAUGACGAUGUGGAGUGUGAACUAGUCAUUUCCCCAUGUUUGGCCCCUAUUAUCCGAACUGUUUUUGUACGUAUAAACGAGGCCGUUAUUGCUCGUUAGUGCCCGGAUGUUAGUAGUUCGCCUACCCGUCUUGCUACUGUUUUUGUUAUUACAGUCUACGUUUUAUGCCCUCUGUGGUGUUUUGAUGAUCUCUAAAGUUGUAUAUACAUCUGUAAAUAUUUUUUAAGUUAUUUGAAUAAAAGAUAAA